Molecule: messenger RNA, 3372 nt
Organism: Anas platyrhynchos (mallard)
Lineage: Eukaryota; Metazoa; Chordata; Aves; Anseriformes; Anatidae
Gene: TENT5D
Product: terminal nucleotidyltransferase 5D
Biological process (GO): mRNA stabilization
Molecular function (GO): RNA binding; poly(A) RNA polymerase activity
Source: RefSeq, a predicted model, not a curated record
AGCUCGGCGCAAUGGGACUUUCCUUCCCCUGGGCCCUGUGGCACGGAGGGGUGAGCGCUGAGGAGCCUGGUGGGGUCCCCACAUCCCCGGCCACCUUCCUCGGCCCUUCCUCGCCUCAGGCCCGAAUGGAGGCAGGGGCAGGGCUGGAAGAGGAGGACGAGAUACGAGGUGUGGGGGGGGGGCAGCCCCACCUCGGGCUGCGUGACGCGGGUUGCCAUGGCCACCCCGUUUACGCUACAAGGCCCGGCGGGGGCGGGCAGGCGGGCGGGGCCGCUUCAGCACCAGGGCGGCCGCGGACAGCAGCGGCCCCGGCUCGGCGGCGCCUCUCCCGCUGCGGGCUGCGCGGCUGCGGCGCCGGGGCCCUGCUCCGAGCCGGCUCCGGAGGUGGGGGGGGAGCCCUCACGGUCAGUCCCGGUCCCGGUUCUCAGCCCCGACACCGCCCGGCAGCACGGCCCCGGAGAACCAGGGGUACCGGGAGGUACCGGGGGGUACCCGGGGGGGCUCCUCCGGGCGGUGGCGGCGCCGGGAAAGUUUGGGAAGCUCGGAGCUCGGAGCCCGGAGUGGGGCCUCGGUGAGGACACGGCGAGUUUGGUCGGCUUUUGCUUUCCCUGGGAGGUUCACGUUUUUAUCAGUGACAAGAUGACAAUUCGUAUUUUUACCAAAGGAUCCAGUGACUCAUCCUAUUAAACUGCUGGGAUACGUGCUUGCCAAUUGUCCUGCCACGUUAGCCAACUGAUAUCACAAUGACUGAGGACUUAGACCACAGAUUCAGUAGUCUCACCUGGGAUCAGAUUAAAAUCUUGGAUCAAGUCUUAGCGGAGGUAAUACCUAUUCACGGGAGAGGGAAUUUUCCAACGCUGGAAGUAAAACCCAAGGAUAUAAUUCGUGUGGUGAAAGAACAGCUCAUCGAGAAGCAAAUCACUGUUCGAGAUAUCCGCUUGAAUGGUUCAACAGCUAGCCACAUCCUAGUGAAGCAGAAUGGAACUAGUUAUAAGGACCUAGAUAUCAUUUUUGGGGUGGAACUUCCAAGUGAGCUCGAGUUCCAGGUUGUUAAGGAAGCAGUUCUUAAUUGCCUAUUGGACUUCUUGCCGAAAUGUGUUAAUAAGGAAAAAAUCACUGCCCAGACCAUGAAAGAUGCCUACGUGCAGAAAAUGGUCAAAGUCUCUACUGACCACGACCGCUGGAGUCUCAUCUCGCUGUCAAACAACAGCGGCAAGAAUGUAGAGUUAAAGUUUGUCAACUCGCUCAGACGGCAGUUCGAGUUCAGCGUGGACUCCUUCCAAAUCAUUCUGGACUCCAUACUAAAUGUUUACAGAGAAACAGACUGCAAACUAGCAGAGGACUCUCACCCCACUGUUAUUGCAGAGAGUAUGUAUGGAGACUUCAAUGAAGCAAUGGACCAUUUAAAGUACAAGCUGAUCUCCACGAGGAACCCUGAGGAGAUCAGAGGAGGCGGCCUUCUGAAGUACAGCAAUCUCCUGGUUCGUGACUUCAAGCCAGCAGAUGAGGCUGAAAUUAAAUCUCUGGAACGUUACAUGUGCUCCAGAUUCUUCAUUGAUUUUCCAGAUGUUGCUGAGCAGCAAAGGAAAAUUGAGUCAUAUCUGCGCAACCACUUCAUUGGGGAAGAAAAAAGCAAGUAUGACUACUUGAUGACUCUGCGUGGAGUUGUAAAUGAGAGCACAGUCUGUCUCAUGGGACACGAACGAAGACAAACUCUGAAUAUGAUUACAAUUCUGGCUUUAAAAGUGCUUGGAGAACAAAAUAUCAUCCCAAACGCAGCUAAUGUAACAUGCUAUUAUCAGCCUGCUCCAUAUAUCAGUGACAGAAACUUCAGCAAUUACUACAUUGCUCAUGGACAACCACCUAUCAUCUACCAGCCAUACCCAUUUCACAUACCAAUGCAAAGCGGCAUGGUUUAGGAACACGGUAACCUCCUCAGCAUUUAGACCCCUCUCUCUUUCCAGUUCUCUCCGUAAUAAACGCCUCAUUAAACCAAGUUCUAUCAUCACUUUUGAUUUCAGGACAUAUUUUUGUGCAAGUUGCCAAAGUUGUUUGGUUGGUCGAUGUCCCAAACACCUUUAAGCAGAUCAUAAAAUGAGUAAAAUGGUUAUUGUUAUUCAUGAUGUAUUUAUACCCCCAUGUGUGUUUGGGCUGUACUUUUCUUUUGGAUGAAAAGAGAAGGAUAUAAAUUAUUCUAAUUUUAUAAGAAAAAAUGCACUAAGGUCUGGGUUCUAAUAAAUUCUUAAGCAAAAAUUUAAAUAGUGGAAAUGAAAACUUAAGCCUUCUACUGAGAUGCCUCUCAGUAGAAAUGCCUAAUUCUAGAAAUGCUGGUGUUCUGGGCACAUUAAACUAAAGCAUCCACCAAUAAUACCCAUGCAGUUCCAACAACAUUUAUUUGCAGCACCUUUUGGAAAUAGGCAUUGAUGGUCUGCCUCUUGGUGGACUGAGCUCCUCCUUGUAGGCUCACGUCUGGUCACUCUCGACUCCCACCAGAGACAUGAGGUCCCUCCCCUCACCAGAGUGCUCAUCAGCAGGGGUUAGCAGGAAACAUCUCCACCAAGAGCAGAAUCAGCCUUUUUGUGAAUCCAAAAUUUCCGCUGACCUGAGCGAGAGAUUUGGCCGCUGAAGUAGUGCAGUGUUGAACCCCAGGAUCUGACUCACAGAUAAUGAAAGAGAUACAACUAUUCUGAUUAUUGUAGUCCUGAACAACAAGGUAAUAGAACGAGAAAGAAGGUGAAAAUUGAGCACAUAGGGCUUGCUUUUUAUUGCUAAUUUAUUAUUGAUCAGAGAUGCUCCAAUGCAUAAUAAAAGGAGUCAGAAAAAAAAAAAAAAAAGCCCAGGACCAUGUUGUUUUUAAAUGAAUUAAAAAACAAAUCAUUGACAGUGGCAUUUGAAAAAUGUUUUAUAUUAGCAAUGUCCUGUGUAAGCUUCGUUGCUUGCACACAUACACUGGUAGCAAAUGAAAAUUUGUCUUAUGAUCAGGAAGUAAAACAUUAGUUACAAAUUUGUGUGUGUUUACCAAAGAUAAGUUUUAAACGUCACAUAAGUGCCUCCCUGUGCCAGUUGCUCCAUGACAGUGAUAAUGCUGUCUGCAAUCAUGCUAGAGAGCUCCUGAAUUACGAAAAGAAGUGAAACGUAUGCCCUUGUGGACUCCAUCGAUGGGUUACAAGGCGCUGGCAGUUCUGAAGUCAGAGAGGUUUGCACCAUUGACUUCAGUUUGAGCAGGUUUGGAACAGACAGAUCUGAGGUUGUUCUCCCUGAAACGCCUCCGGUUUAGAUGCUGAACAUGGUACAGCAAGGAAUAGAAAGGAAAAGGAGACAGAAGGGAUGCGGCUGUAAAAUCAAAACAGUCAACUGGAAAUGUAAGCAGUA